AUAUCUAUCAGAGUCACUGUCCUGCCAUCCAGAACGAAGAGGAGUAGCAGCUUCGACUUCUGUGCACGACUUUAGACCGUACCCGACCUUGCCUUGAUGAACUGAAAACUUUGCAUCCGUAAUGCUGAGAUGACUUCGAAGUGAGACGCAUUGUGUUUCAUCGCAAUGACCUACGUCAUGGAUGAAUGAAUAUAUAAGGGUGAAGGUAUGCCGUAAUGCUCUGCUAGAAAUAGCUGCUUGGAAUACGUCGCAGGCAUUGCAAAGCCAUGCUCUCGCGUGCUGCAUUGUUUAGCCUCGCAGGUUGCUUCGAGGCCAGCGUAAAGAAGAUUACUUUCGCUGACGCCCAUUCAAUCCUCAUGUGGAGUGUUCAGCUCAGACGAGGCAAAUAGCCUUCGAAAGCGAUUUUCGAGAGUACACGCAGAAGCCUUUCCACAUCAAAGAUCAUACCGUGUUUACCACAUGGCGCAGGGUCCUGCAUGUUCACCAGAUGUAAAUACUUCAGAACCGUCUGUCAAGGUCCUCAGCGAGGAAUGCACUCUAUCAUUCGACCGUCAACAACUAUGUUUGGAACAAGCAAGGACGUAGCGAAAAGUCUUCCUGCACAUGUGGCAGUCAUGGGGUGCACGGGCGCCGGAAAGACAACAUUCAUCAACCUAGCUAGCAACUCAGACCUUCGUGUCGGUGUUGGUUUGGAGUCGUGCACCGAUGCUAUCCAGAUGUCCAAGACAUUCAUUCUCGAUGACAUGGAAGUCACCUUGGUCGACACGCCUGGAUUUGACGACACUUCCAAGAGUGAUGCUGAGAUCCUCAACAUCGUCUGCGACUUCCUCUCCUCAGAAUACCACCAUGGUCGCAGACUUCAUGGAGUGAUAUAUCUGCAUAGGAUUUCAGACAACAGGAUGGCUGGGAGCGCCAUGCGCAACCUCCGAUUCUUUCGGCAGUUGUGUGGAGACGAUGCUCUUACGAAUUGUGCGGUUGUAACAAGCAUGUGGGAUUCGGUAUCCCCGCAAGUCGGAGCGGAGAGGGAAGAAGAGCUCAAGUCGAAGGAGAAUUUCUUCAAGCCCAUCCUUGAUAGUGGUGCAACUCUUUUUCGACACGACAAUACUAUUGAAUCCACUCAUCAAAUAAUCCGACCUCUGAUUCACAAGGCUCCCAUUGCGCUAGCUAUUCAACGUGAAUUGGUUGACGAAGGGAAGCGUGUCUUUGAGACAAGCGCAGGAAACACACUAUUAGGGGAGAUUGCCGCACUGGAGAAGAAACAUCAAGAGGAACUUCAAAGGCUGGAGGUGGAGAUGGCAGAGGUUAUGGAACAACAUGAUGAGGAAACGCAGCGUGAGAUCGAAGAGGCGAAGCAGGAAUUGCUGGAGACACAGCAUCGACUGGAGCAGGAACGAGAAAGAAUCCUCAAUGCGACAUCGACGGCCAAAAGGCAGACGAAGAGUAACAGUUUCUUUCAUUUUCUUCGUCUGUUCUUUCGGCCUUUCUGGUGCUGCAUUCGGAAUCCUACUCGCAAGGAAGAUCAUGAUAUUGUCUAAUCUUAGGAUUGGUGAUGUUGUGAGGCUGGUGAUAGUUGUUGAUGCAGCGAUAUUGCUGUUAGUAGGGCAUUAUGGGACAGCACUGUGGUGUAAGUGACCCCUGUUUGUAUUUAUUCAAGCUGAGUUUGGAGGAACGGCUCUGAAUCGAUUACAUGUCAUUACUG
Somion occarium is the source of this 1699-nucleotide messenger RNA. The record is from the annotation of a GenBank genome assembly. Lineage: Eukaryota; Fungi; Basidiomycota; Agaricomycetes; Polyporales; Cerrenaceae.